AGGAUUUGACCCGAGUAGAUAUGUUCUUGUUGACACAUAGACGCAAGAAUGGGAUGCCUGUGGAUGAGGCCUCAACAAGAGCAAUGGAACAAUUAAAUGAACGAACUUCGCAGCAGCCAGAGGCUUCACAUAACAGCACUGCGAGGAAAGAUAUAUUCUCAGAAGUCAUGGGUGACGAACGACAUGGCCGUGUCCACACUUACGAGUUCGGUCCCUCUCCUUCUGAUAUUUGGGGCACAACAUCCCACAGUGUCCAGUCCCAAGGGAUGACCUCCAAUGCUCAGAAGAUAGAUGAACAAUAUGAGGAAUUGCAUGCUGAAAUAUCUUCCCUAAGAGAAACUAUGGCUGAUAGAGAUGCUCAAAUAUCUUCACUAAGAGAAACUAUGGCUGAUAGAGAUGUUCAAAUAUCUUCACUAAGAGAAACUAUGACAACAUUGAUGGCUGCUAUAACGAAUCCAAGCAUUAAUCUAUCUACAUUAUUAGGUGUUUCAGCUAAUCCCAACUUAAACCAACCCUCCUCAUCAUCAAGCCACUUGGUUCCAACCCCUCAGAGAGACUUGGCGAAUAAGGGGAAUUCUACGAGUUGCACUAAUGUGACUCAAGUUCUUCUUAAGAGUAUUGUAAGGCCUGGGGAUACUGUAGCUAAAGGAAUCAUUUUGAGCACGGAUCCAUUGACAAAAGUAGGGGGGCAAAAACUUGGAGUUGGUUUCUGGGAAGUAUCUAUUCAAGUGGCAAUGGUACGUGAUGAGGAUUUGAUAAGGACCCAUGGACGAUAUAAAACAAUUGGGGAUGCAAUUGGAACGAGUAUUGCUUGGCCCACUACUUUAUGUAUGGUUGCAGACAAAAAUGGAUGAUAACUACAUGAGAGAAGUUUUUAUUAAGUAUUUGGAACUGUAAACAUCUUUUGUAAGUGGGGGUAGUAGGGAGCUGUGGUUUCAGACUUUUGGAUUGAGUUAGACACAUCUAAAUAGUUUAUUUUUAUCUUAGUUUAAUUAUAGAGGGCACAUCUAAACUCAUCUAAUCUCUUUAAUUUAAUCUUAGUUUUAUAAGAUUAUGAUUUGUGAUUUGAA
Magnolia sinica is the source of this 1070-nucleotide messenger RNA. RefSeq lists its product as uncharacterized. Bases 21 to 854 code for a protein of 277 amino acids. The record is from RefSeq and is a predicted model, not a curated record. NCBI's taxonomy places the organism in Eukaryota, Viridiplantae, Streptophyta, Magnoliopsida, Magnoliales, Magnoliaceae. The transcript is spliced from 4 exons.